This is a messenger RNA of Quercus lobata, 863 nucleotides long. RefSeq names its product glycine-rich protein 5-like. The transcript has a single exon. The record is from RefSeq and is a predicted model, not a curated record. The coding region runs from base 252 to 725 and encodes 157 amino acids. Lineage: Eukaryota; Viridiplantae; Streptophyta; Magnoliopsida; Fagales; Fagaceae.
AAAUCUCAGAAUGCCACAUAGCCACUCCCACUACAAUAAUGAAAACGAAGGCACUCCUCAACUUCACUGACAUAUAGCAAUGUAAAGUACAGGUUUGUUUUGACAACCUCAGUAUCAACAACUAUAAAUAGCUGAAUCUCCCAAGCAGCAUCUAUCAACGAGUUCAAGCUCAUAGCCUUUUGAGAAACUAAUAUUGUGUUCACAUUAGAAGCUCCCUUCUUGUCGUUGUUCCUUACAUUAACAUUCAAAUAAUGGCUGCAUUCAAGUCUCUAACACUGGUUGCUUUGCUUGUUGCUAUAUCUGUCAUUGUGUGUGAGAGUGGCCGAGUAGCCAGGAAGGACCUGGGUGUGGAUCUUGGUGGCGUUGGAGUUGGAGUUGGAGCAGGAGUAGGAUUGGGCUUAGGAGGUGGGAGUGGCUCAGGUGCUGGAGCUGGGUCUGGUUCUGGCUCUGGCUCUGGUUCUAGUUCUAGUUCUAGUUCAGGUUCUUCUUCUGCUUCAUCAGGUUCAGGUUCAGGCUCUGAAGCAGGUUCAUAUGCUGGGUCCUAUGCAGGGUCUCGAGCUGGUUCUGGAUCAGGUGGAAACGAAGGAAGAGGAGCAGGUUCCGGAUCAGGCCAAGGCCGCGGUUCGGGCUCUGGUUCUGGCAGAGGAAGCGGCUCAGGCUCUGGUGAAGGCUAUGGCGAAGGCUAUGGCUAUGGUGAGGGUCAUGGCCAAGGUGGUGGCGAUUGAGACAGCGCAUAAUACCAUAUGGUUGAGAUAAACCAGAAAAUGGUUUUCACUUUUCAGUUUGUAUCUAAAUAAAUGGAUGGUGAAUUUCAGUACUAUGUAUCUCUGUAUGAAGUUUAUAAAAAAUGUAUCUCUAUAUGA